Molecule: messenger RNA, 2543 nt
Organism: Penicillium brasilianum
Lineage: Eukaryota; Fungi; Ascomycota; Eurotiomycetes; Eurotiales; Aspergillaceae
Source: the annotation of a GenBank genome assembly
CACCUCCUCCUCACCCUCUGGUCGUGAGACCAUGCUGCCACAGAAUGGACUUUUGGUCUCGUCUCAUCGGCGGCUCACGCGCGCCGUCCAAGCCCUCUCGGGCCACAUCGCCCACUGAACGACUGACGGCUUUCAAACGUUCCUGCAAUGCCCUCCAGCAAAUAUGGCGCUCUACCAAUACCCCCUCCGCCGAGCAGUCUACCGCCCACGCGCGCACCUACAUCGAACGACUCAACUCCAUCCUUAGCGACGAGUCCCGCGGUCCAGCGCCGCACCCCUGUGUCGCUUAUGCGGCAUCCUCUCAGAUAUUCGUGACGGUCACAAAACUCGCUUUAUCAUACUACGACGAGAACGUGCUGCGAUCCGCUACGGUCUUCUUCAACACGCUCAUCGAUGCCGAGGUUGACGGCGUGGUGGAUAACCGACUCUUUGCUCGCGCGCUGGUCGAUCUAGUUCGUCGCGCGGACAAGUCAUCGGGAGAAAUUGAGGGUCGAUUGGUGGAAUUGCUGUUUGGUAUCGCCAACAAUAUCCGCCUACAGCCUGCCAUCCUGCCCGCGUGGUUUGUGCCCCGUGCUACGCCUACCGGUCGGGAUAGCGAGUCGCCAGCUCCGAGUACCACGGAGUUUGCCGGUGCGACACGCAAGGACGAGUUCCCGCUGUUCUAUCUACUGGUGGAAUAUGUCCAUAAUGAAGGACGCGUGGGUGAUUUUGCUCGGACUGGGCUGUUGUAUCUUAUCGAGACCGCGUCGCGAUCGAAGAACUUGGAGAAAUGGUUGAUUGAGAGUGACUUGGCAACGCUAAUGGCCACGGGUCUGGGUGCGCUGUAUAGCCAGUUAGGCGGCUUGACAUUUACGCCUACUGACGAGAACGUGCCUCGCAUCAUCGCACUCUCGGAUCAUGCCAAAGAAGAGACGGCAUUACACCCUGCCUUGAGCGAGGCCAUGGAUGCUUUCAUGUCUUAUCUGCUGUUUUGGCAAGAUACCAUUGAUCAUUGCAAGUCCGCCGAAGUCAACGAUACGCUCUUGGAUCAUUUCCAGGUGCUGUUCCUUGAGCAGCUUUUAUACCCUUCCUUACUAGAAUCCUCGGAUGUGGCAGGCGGAUCCACUGCCGCCGUCUUAACCUAUCUCUGCCGAAUCCUGGGCUCGAUCGAUCAAGGCGAACUAGUUCACCGGAUUUUGCGUUUCUUACUGGCUUCCUCUCCUCCACCGGAGGAACAAAUGUCCAUGUCGGCUAGUCGUCGGAAAUCACUCGACGUACUGGCUGCGUUGGCAUCGGAAGCAGCCCAGCCGUCCCCUUCCCUAUUCAACUUGCGUGAUCUAGCGCUCCUUGGACUUCAUUCUUCAAACCGACAGACUGUGCUGGCCACACUGCGCCUGUUGAAUGUCGUCUUACAGCGUCAUCAUCCCUUUGCUCGUGCUCUCAUCCAUACAAUUCCUAGUCAGCCGGCACGGCAGCGCUCCGUCGGCGCGUUCAAUGCUGAACUGGAACAUCUCCUCGGCCUCAGCGCGUCACUCGUUGCCGAGCCUACUCUGAACGAAUCAUACGAGAAUUACGUUGCAGAUGCAACAUGGGUACUCGAGUCUCGGCUAUGUCUUCCAGUUUCUCUGGACGAGAGCGAGGAUGCAAUCCCUUUCCCACUACAGCUUCAGCAGGACGACCCCAUUAUCCAAGCUCUUCUUGGGUGUGUUGAGAAUUUUUUUACCAACAGUGUCAUCGUCAACCUUGCCCUGACUGGUGUACUCAUGAGUCUGGCCUCUUCUCAUCUGUUCUCACUGGACGGCUGGGUCUUGGUCGACCCUCUUCAAUACGACCCCCCUUCUCAAGAGCACUCCUCCGAGGAGGCGAAUGAUAUCCACCGAGCUUAUCAAACGCCCACCUGGCCUGCUAGUGCAGCCCCAACCUUGACUGCGGCAUUAGAGAAGCUGGUCACCCAGGUCCGUCAGUGGCAACGAGAACUGCCAGACUUUGAGGUCCUGGUCGCGGCCCGACGGGAACUACUUCACCAAGAAGAUCGCCCACAAACGCCCGAUCGCUCACGGGAACCAUCCGAACCUCCAGUUCCGGCGUCGGGUGACCGUUCCCGUUUGUCAUAUCCAGGAUCCCCCGAUCCUUCUGCCCCAGCAUCCCGCGGUCGGUCACCACAGCCCAUCAACUCCCCACCCAUGGCACCUACCUUGAUGAGAGGUGAAUCCACCGUCCGCCCUUUGGAAUCACGGGGCUCAUCUACAUCUCGCAUCGCCGCGAUGGAGGCGCUCCGCCAACGACUGGCUACGCCUUUCCCUACCGUCGCUACACAGCCCCAAACCAGGGAGUCGACGGAUGAGACCGCUACCACGGAGGAUGCGGAAGCCGAAGGACCCCCAGUGGCAACGUUGGGCCACGUCCUUACAAAUGUUGUGAUUCUUUACGAGUUCCUACUGGAACUCUCGGCGGUGGUGCAAGCCCGUGGGAGUCUCUUCGAAGAAGCGGGAUAUGUGUAAUUAGUAUCUUUCACCGAUGUAUAUUCUUAUAGAAACACAUAUCAUUUGACUCCAACUAGCGAU